Messenger RNA from Vigna umbellata (rice bean), 1529 nucleotides. Lineage: Eukaryota; Viridiplantae; Streptophyta; Magnoliopsida; Fabales; Fabaceae. The record is from RefSeq and is a predicted model, not a curated record.
AAACCCCACCCUUCUUCUCACAAACCACACAACACAUCUCUCAUAAAUUUUAAUUUUGAUAUUUUCUUUAUUUUGUUUUUAUGAUUAAACUCUGCUAGCAUGGCAACUGGAAGCAGAGACAUCGAUCGGAUCAAGGGCCCAUGGAGCCCGGAGGAGGACGAGGCGCUGCAGAGGCUCGUGCAGGCUCUUGGGCCGAGAAACUGGACGAUGAUAAGCAAGUCUAUUCCCGGUCGAUCCGGCAAAUCGUGCCGGCUACGCUGGUGCAACCAGCUCUCGCCGGAAGUAGAGCAUCGCACUUUUACGCCGGAAGAGGACGAUGCUAUUAUCAGGGCACACAGUAGGUUCGGUAAUAAGUGGGCCACCAUAGCACGUCUACUCAAUGGCCGCACCGAUAACGCCGUCAAAAAUCACUGGAACUCCACUCUCAAGAGAAAAUGUUCCGCCCUUGGUCUCGAUGCAACGGAUCGUCCUCCCCUAAAAAGAUCUGCCAGUGUCAGCGCGGGUUAUUUAAACCCGAGCAGUCCAUCUGGGUCCGAUUUAAGCGAUCCGGGCAAGCCGGCUCUGUCGACUCCUUCUGCAUCGGCCUUCUGCAGGCCCAAUCUCAUGGAAACCGCUUCUUCACUCUCCGAUCCAGCCACGUCACUGAGUUUAUGUCUUCCUGGGUUAAACUCGGAGCCUAUACAGAGGAGUUUAUAUCUUCCUGGGUUAAGCUCGGAGCCUGAACAGCGGCCACCAUCCCCGGCACAGCCUUCUCCACCUCCUCCUCCUUCAGCGGUGUCCACGGUGGAAGAGCGUAGAAAGCAAUUGUUCAAUCCGGAGUUUUUGAGGGUGAUGCAAGAAAUGAUAAGGAAGGAAGUGAGGAAUUACAUGUCAGGGAUGGAGGUGAAGAAUGGUUUGAGAAUACAAACGGAAGUCAUUGGAAAAGCGGUGGUGAAGCGCAUGGGAAUCAGCAACAUCAAGUGAAGGAAAGGAAAGAAACUGUGUCGUUUGAAUUAUCAGAACAGGCCAGAGGACAUGAACUGUGAAUCACAGGGUAGAGAAAAGUGAGUGAAAAAGAGAAUUUUAUUUUAUUUUGUAGUUGAAGUAAAUUCUAGUUUCCCUUUGCUUAAGGGUAAAAAUUAGUAAUAAUUUCGGCACUGUACAGAACUUAAAAAGAAAAAAUAAAAUGAAAGAGUGCUUUUCUGAUAAAAUAUUUUUGGUUAUUUUUGAUGAGAUGAUAAUAGUGAGAAUGGUUUUGUGUGUGUGUGGUUGAAUAGUGAUGAAGAGAAUGAAAGAGAAACCUUAAAAAAAAUGUGGGAGAGUUGGUGAUGGAGGAGGACAGAAAGGACAGAACCGUUUUUGUCUGUGUUCUUCAAAUUGAAGGAAGAUCAGAAGGGUGGGAUGUAUGAUUGACAGAAGUGGGUCCGGUUGGAAUAUUUUGUUUUGCGGUGGAAACUUGUUGGGCAAGUGAUUGAGUGAUGCCAACCAAAUUGAGGCAUGUGAAAAACACCGCACAUUCACUCCUCAAUUUCAACUCCACACUCAUCAUC